GCUGCAGGUAAGAUCUGGAAAAAAGGAGAGGAGACGGGAAACCUAACUAAAUGAAGGACAGGGAAGUCAAAGUGUAAAACAAAAAUCUGAGAUAAAAGAAUGGCAUUUCUCAGGUCGGUGGCCAUAACAAGCACUGCCGUAGCUGCCACUGCACUCCCUGCAGCCUUUGCUCUCUCCUCUCUCUCUUCCUCCCAAUCUUCAGUGUCCCAGAAACCCAUAAACAUCACCUUCCUCUCCCCCGCACGUAAUCAAACCCCAACUCGAUUUGGUCUCGUCAAGGCUUUCGCUCAUCCGCCCUCGGCUCUCCACAUGGACGCCCCAGCUUCUCAUCACAAGCCCACCUCUCAGGGCGAUGAUACCUUACCAGAGCUACUGACGGAGUACAUGGUGGAUAUGAAAUGUGAGGGUUGUGUCGACGCAGUGAAGAAUAAGUUACAGACUGUUAGUGGGGUAAAAAAUGUUGAGGUGGACUUAAGCAAUCAAGUAGUGAGGAUUCUUGGUUCAACGCCUGUGAAGACCAUGACUGAAGCUUUAGAGCAGACGGGUCGAAAAGCCCGAUUAAUUGGGCAAGGGGUGCCUGAAGAUUUUUUUAUCUCUGCUGCUGUUGCGGAAUUCAAAGGUCAGAUUUUUGGCGUGGCUCGCUUGGCUCAGGUGAAUAUGGAAUUGGCUAGGGUUGAAGCCGCUUUUAGUGGGUUAUCUCCUGGAAAACAUGGUUGGUCCAUUAAUGAAUUUGGAGAUCUGACAAGAGGUGCCGCAAGCACUGGAAAAGUGUUUAAUCCAAUAAAUGGAAGGAAUUCAGAAGAGCCACUUGGUGACCUGGGAACAUUAGAGGCUGAUGAGAAAGGCAAUGCAUUCUUCUCAGGCGUCAGAGAGAAGCUGAGGAUUGCUGAUCUCAUUGGGCGAUCUUUAGUGAUAUAUGGAAGUGAAGAUAAAUCAGAUCCAGGUAUUACAGCUGCUGUCAUUGCUAGAAGUGCAGGGGUUGGUGAGAACUACAAAAAGCUUUGCACUUGUGAUGGAACCACCAUAUGGGAAUCAAGUGACAAAGAUUUCGCUAUCAGCAAGGUUUGAUAUCAUAGGUGCCCGAGACCCACCUGGUGAAGAAAUUGUAGUUUUCACGAUCGUUUUUCAAGAGAUUGUACGCAAUAAAGACAGCAUGCUAUCUAAUAGACGAUAUUAUUUAGGGUUCAAUCAAAAUGUAAACAAGCUACUGAACUUGCCAUUGUUGUCAAUGCAGCAUGCUUAUUGUGGUGUAGGAUAGGGCAAAGUUGCGUCUAGUGCUCGGAUCCAAAGUUCAUUUACUUGGCUUAUUCUUCUAUAAAGCUUGUCAUUCCCUCGCCC
Molecule: messenger RNA, 1338 nt
Organism: Juglans microcarpa x Juglans regia
Lineage: Eukaryota; Viridiplantae; Streptophyta; Magnoliopsida; Fagales; Juglandaceae
Product: copper chaperone for superoxide dismutase, chloroplastic/cytosolic
Biological process (GO): removal of superoxide radicals
Molecular function (GO): copper ion binding; superoxide dismutase activity
Source: RefSeq, a predicted model, not a curated record